AUGGAUGUAAAGGUUCUUGCUUAAUUUUCCACGUAAGCUCAAAGAUAUUUCUCUACGUGGAUAGAAGCAUGUAGAUAUUUUUGGUUUUGCAGUGAUUACAACCUCACCAUGGUGGUCACAUGCUUAAAUUGGCAUCAUAAAAAUUAAGGCCUUUUUCCAAUAUACAUAACACAAAUUUUUAACACUGCUUAGCCAUGGAAUCCUCUGCAACUCUACCUCUUUCUCAGCUUCCUUUUGUGUACCCUGCAACACCCAGGAGUAACAAAGCUUACCCCUUUUGGCCUUGCAAGCGAAGAAGCUCGCUGCCAACACGCUUACGCUGCAACAAGAUGUAUGUACCAGGAUUUGGAGAAGCAUCACCAGAAGCAAAGGCGGCUAAACACCUCCACAAUUUCUUCACCUACGUAGCUGUGAAGAUUGUUGCUGCUCAACUUGAGAGCUACAAUCCUGAGGCAUAUGAGGAGCUGAUUGAAUUUCUUGGUAGACACUCGUUGAAUGAUGGUGACAAGUUUUGUGCCGCCAUGUUCAGAGAAUCAUCAAGACAUAAGAACUUAGCCCUACGCAUAAUGGAGGUGAGAUCAGCAUACUGCAAAAAUGAUUUUGAAUGGGACAACUUGAAGCGCCUAGCCCUCAAGAUGGUCACAGAAUCUAACACGAGGCUCAUGACGGAAUAUGUCUUAGAAACCAGUCAUGUUGAAAGUGAGAAGUGAAUAGUCUUCAACCAAAGCAUUAGCCGCUUUAUUCCUUCCGAUCGAAGAGGAGCUAGGGCAAUGUACCUAUUUAUAUGUACAGAAAGAACUGACACGUUUAUCAAUCAAUUUUAUACUCCAGCAUUAGCAAGGUUAUGAUUAAAAAAACAGUUAGAUCA
This is a messenger RNA of Vigna umbellata (rice bean), 868 nucleotides long. It is a transcript of the gene RBCX1, whose product is annotated as Chaperonin-like RbcX protein. Gene Ontology annotation, biological process: ribulose bisphosphate carboxylase complex assembly. NCBI's taxonomy places the organism in Eukaryota, Viridiplantae, Streptophyta, Magnoliopsida, Fabales, Fabaceae. Gene Ontology annotation, molecular function: protein folding chaperone. The record is from RefSeq and is a predicted model, not a curated record.